This is a messenger RNA of Phalacrocorax carbo (great cormorant), 554 nucleotides long. NCBI's taxonomy places the organism in Eukaryota, Metazoa, Chordata, Aves, Suliformes, Phalacrocoracidae. The record is from RefSeq and is a predicted model, not a curated record.
GCCUCGCCCGCUCCCGCCCGCCUAGUCCAAUGGCAGCGCGCCUUGUUGAGGGGUGACGGGAAGAAGGUGUUGCCGAGGCACCGCCCCUUCCCUUUGGCCGCCGCCUGCCGUCGCGACCGCACGUCCCGGGCCUGUCUCGCGCCCCGCCGCCGCUUCCCAAGAUGCGUUACGUCGCAGCCUACCUGCUGGCCGUCCUCGGCGGCAACGAGUCCCCCACGUCAAAGGACUUGAAGAAGAUCCUGGACAGCGUUGGCAUCGAGACGGACGAUGAGCGGAUGAACAAGGUUAUUAGUGAGCUGAAUGGAAAAAACAUUGAGGAUGUCAUUGCUCAGGGUAAUGGGAAACUUGCCAGCAUGCCAGCCGGAGGAGCUGUGGCAGUGUCUGCCGGAGGGGGCUCUGCUGCUCCUGCUGCAGCUGCUGCCCCUGCUGCCGCUGAGGAAAAGAAAGAAGAGAAGAAGGAGGAAUCUGAAGAAUCUGACGAUGACAUGGGAUUCGGCCUGUUUGAUUAAUUAUUUGUUAUAGAGGAAUUAUUAAAAUUCUUUGUUUUAAAUGUU